AUGUCUGCCAGUGCUAACUCGAACCUUAACAAAGGUCCUAGAAUUCUGGCUGUGAUAUGGGCGUUAUCGACCAUUACAUUCCUUGUUGUCGGCGCACGAUUAUACAUCCGUGUCUACUUAAUUCGCAAUGCUGGUAUUGAUGACUAUAUCAUCCUUGGUUCAUUGUGCCUAACUCUAGCAUGCGUUGGAAUGACUACAGCAAAUAUACAUAUGGGAUACGGAAGGCACGCAUGGUACUUGGAAGAAAGUACAGUGCAAACGAUUACCAUGGUUAACACGAUCAGCUUCGCUGUCGGCAUCUUUUGUUUCACCCUUCCAAAGGUCGCAGUGACGACUCUAUUGACUCGGAUUCUUAAUCCAAGCAGGACACAACGUAUAGUGCUAUGGACACUCAUUGGAAUUACAUCCACAGCAACUUGGGAGCACAAUCUUGUGAAUGAGGGCCGGGCAACAUGCAACAUAUGGCUUCUCAUUAGGUAUGGUAUUGCUAAUGCAGUUAUCUCUGCAUGUGUCGAUCUGUAUCUUGCCAUUUAUCCAAGUACGGUGUUAAUGAAACUUCAUAUGCCUUUGCGGAAACGGCUGGCGCUUUGCGCUGCUUUGGGUAUGGGCUUGGCAGCCGCUGCCAUGGCCAUUGUGAAAAGCAGUCAAUUCCCAGACUUAGCACAUCUGGACGAUUAUACAUAUGAAACUGCGGAUCUUGUUAUGUGGACAAAUGUCGAAGCCAAUGUCCUCAUCCUAGCCUCCUGCAUCCCGACUCUACAACCAAUUCUUGAGCUGACUCUUAGAGGUCACGUCCGCGCGAAAAGUCCCCAACGGAAAGAUGCGAACUACCUACGGGAUUACACGUUUCAUGGAACCGGACACAGGACAAACAGACGGUCAGACCGCUCGAUUACGCAAGUCGAAAGUCAGGAGAGUAUUCUUGGUGACGAACGUCACAAAAAUAGCCAUCCUCUGGGUGCUAUCGUGCGGACAGACGAUGUUUCGGUGGAAUACAACACUCGUUCGAUGCAUAGCAUGCCCGACAGACACGCGACAUGGAGGAUCGCCUAA
Messenger RNA from Aspergillus alliaceus, 1053 nucleotides. RefSeq lists its product as uncharacterized. Lineage: Eukaryota; Fungi; Ascomycota; Eurotiomycetes; Eurotiales; Aspergillaceae. The transcript has 7 exons. The record is from RefSeq and is a predicted model, not a curated record. Bases 1 to 1053 code for a protein of 350 amino acids.